Messenger RNA from Staurois parvus, 527 nucleotides. NCBI's taxonomy places the organism in Eukaryota, Metazoa, Chordata, Amphibia, Anura, Ranidae. The record is from the annotation of a GenBank genome assembly.
UCGAUUGUAUACACCUGUGUCCAUGGAGGGGAUUGGAACACCUGAAUCACAUGAUUGGGAGGGGAUUGGAACACCUGAAUCACAUGAUUGGGAGGGGAUUGGAACACCUGAAUCACAUGAUUGGGAGGGGAUUGGAACACCUGAAUCACAUGAUUGGGAGGGGAUUGGAACACCUGAAUCACAUGAUUGGGAGGGGAUUGGAACACCUGAAUCACGUGAUUGGGAGGGGAUUAGAACACCUGAAUCACAUGAUUGGGAGGGGAUUGGAACACCUGAAUCACGUGAUUGGGAGGGGAUUAGAACACCUGAAUCACAUGAUUGGGAGGGGACUGAAACACCUGAAUCACAUGAUUUGGAGGGCGGGCCCAUGACUUUUGGUAAUAUAGUGUAUGUCAGAGGCAUGUAUACAUGCAGCUGUAGGGUGCGGAGUGCCUGUGCCACAGAUGAUUAGACCGAUACAGGUGACCAAGGGCCCUGCCAGGUGGGUUCAGAAAUGCAUCUGAACACGAUCAAGGUCAGAAAAGGAA